CUUUUGGGAAGUGCGGGGACUACUUUAGGUCAACUUUGGAAAGAAACACUCCUUAUUCCCUGCAUAUGGCUACAAGGGGACGCUGUUUAGUACCAUAUACGUUAUAUUUAAUGAUAUAUGAUAAAUAGUGGGCUGUUUGAGCUUAUUUUACCGCAAAGAGUGUUAUGGUUUUACUACGUCGCGGAAGGAUCAAAUUUUCUCAAGCGAGGGUCGACACAUCCGCCCAGUUUUCCGAUGUUUCAUUCCCCCCGAGUUGAAAAUGGAGUUCGAUUAAAGCAGAUGUCCACCAACUUCUCAAGGAAAUUACAAAUCUAAAUGAUUUUACUUUACGCACCAGCAUUCAUACCGAAAACAGCUGAACCUUUUUUUCUGGCUCUGGAUGCCUUUACUGCACAUUACUCGGACACGUUGACGGAGCAACGCUCCACAACGCUUUUUCAAGUGUUGUCCUGGACCUGAAGUUGGCGAAUGGAUGCUCGACAGCCAGCCACAAAUAACCUGCCAAACGUCACAGACUGCAACAUUUUGUACAUUUUUUGAGGAUCUAUUCUCGUUUUUUUUUGUUGGUGUGUUGCAAAACGGGGAUCUGUGAUCGUUGAAGAGGAUGAUGCCGAUGGCCCAUUUGUUGUGGUCGGAUUUUACUUCCAGGGAGGAUAAAAUGAAUCAACGAUUGUCAUUCCUUCUCGCGAUUUAACGUUAGUUCCAGGCAGCGAAGCUAACGUUAGACUAAUCUCCACUGGGUUUUCACAGGGACGCUUAGUUAGUUAGGCAUGCCCCGUUGUACAUCAUUUACUUGCUAUCCAAAAUAGGGGUCAUUUCUACAUGUGAAGAAAAAUGGUGAUAUUUGUGGUAUUUUAUCCCGCCGUCACUGCGUCGUCGAUGCUAUUGCUAGGAUUUGGAUCCCCGUGAGGAAAAAAUGAGUGAAGAUUCAACAAAUCCAAACAACGAUGACAGUUAUGCGCGUGUGAGAGCAGUGGUCAUGACUCGGGAUGACUCCAGUGGUGGGUGGCUUCCCCUGGGGGGCGGAGGCCUUAGCUGUGUCACCGUCUAUAAGGUCAGCCGGGCGGAGGACAGCGGCAGCACCCACAGCGGAGGCAGUGAAGGAAGCAGCAGCAACCUCAGCCCCUGUAGCUCCAGUCCCAGUCCCAGUCCCAGCCCAAGUCCCAGUCCCAGCACCAGCCCCACCGCUGUGGAAUUCCACAUCAAGGGCGAGAGGCUCAAAGACAAAUUGGUGGUGCUAGAGUGUGUCCUGCAGAAAGACGUAAUAUACAACAAGGUCAACCCCAUCUUCCACCACUGGAGGAUCAACGACAAGAAGUUCGGACUUACUUUCCAGAGCCCUGCCGACGCCCGUGCCUUCGACCGAGGCAUACGUCGGGCCAUUGAGGACAUCAACCAAGGUUGUCGGCCGUUUGGGGAAGGGGAUACUCCCGAGGAUGGACUACCGGUGUGUGAUGAGCCUCCCUCCAUCUGUACCCCAAUGAAAGAGCCCUUCUCUCCCCUGAACAACGUCGUCUCCACCGAGCCAUUCAGGGGCUGCUACGUCCGCGCCCAACCCUUCGACGAAUUCCCCUCCAGAAACCGCCGCUACCUGCCUCCACAGGUCUCCUUCAAGUCGACUCGUCAUGUCAGUUUUCACAUGGACGAAGAGGAGAUUGUCCGCAUCAACCCACGCAAAGACGUGCUCAUUCGUGGCUAUGAGGACUACCGCCACCCUGUCAUGUGGAAACAAGAGGCCGACCGUGAGGACAUGGACUUCCCCACCGCCUUCCACAAACUGGACAGUAAGAAGUGCGAGUACCUCUUCCCUGAUGGCCCCUGUGGGGACUCCCACUCUGGCCCUGGUAUGGGCAUUGGAACAGGUAUGGGGCUGGGGAUGGGCAAGGACACAGCCAUCAAGACUCAGCCCUCGCCCCUGCUCAAGUCCAAGAAGGGCCGGCGGCGGCGAGAAGACGGCGAGCGUUCGCGCUGCAUCUACUGUCGGGAGAUGUUCAACCACGAAGACAACUGGCGGGGGCAGUGCCAAGACGCCCCCGACCCGAUCAAGCAGUGCAUCUACAAAGUCAGCUGCAUGCUGUGCGCCGAGAGCAUGCUGUACCACUGCAUGUCCGACUCCGAGGGCGACUUCUCAGACCCCUGCUCAUGUGACACCUCUGACGAGCAGUUCUGCCUGCGCUGGCUGGCCCUGGUGGCGCUCUCCUUCAUCGCGCCCUGCAUGUGCUGCUACCUGCCUCUGCGCGCUUGCCACCACUGUGGCGAAGCCUGCCGCUGCUGCGGGGGCAAGCACAAGGCCGCGGGGUGACCUAACGACGGACUCUGGGACACCCUCAAAGCUAGCUAACACAGGAAGUGGAUAAAAGCGGAAAAUUAAAAGCCGGCAUCCUUUUUUCAUUCCCCUCUCAGACGGGGUGAUAUGUUGUUGAUCCCCAGCUCUGAGGGCUUUUGGAGAUUUCAGUUUGUGUUUGUCGCCGACAAGCAGCUGUGGAGGACAAACCAUAUGCUUUGUGGGAGCUCUGAGCACCAAGCUAAGUUCAGGAGCUUAAUCUAAGGAGAAGAGGUGUAGGCAGUGGCAAGCUUAAUAGACUUGGAGAUGUUACUAAAAACACACACACACACACACACACACACACACACAAACACCUCUACUGCAAGAAAUGUGUAACUUUAUGAAGGAAAAUUGUCUUUUGUACAGAGAGCGACAAAUUAAUGACAAAAAAAGAAAACUAUUCUGCGUUCAGAAAAAAUACUUGCUGUUUGAGUAUGCUAAAAGGGAUAUGUUCUUGCUUCUUUGUGAAUUUACAGUUGGGUAACAGUGGCCUUUCCUUCUUGGCUUAAGCAUUUGCUGACAAUGUAAUUACUAGACAGAGAAAAGUGCACUAGAAACGAUAUUCCCCCCCCCCAAAAGUAAAGGUAACCUCCUCAAAUUCUUGUGGUACAUUAACCACCAUAUGUAGUGUAAUUUUAACCUUUGAGAGAUGUUGAUGUGGUGGUUGUAUGGCCGAUUCCUUGUUUUCCUUUCCAUCGAAUGUUGACAAAAAAAAGACAAAAAAAGAAACUCAAAAGUUAGUUUGUUUUUAAAAAGGUACAGCUUGGUAUAGCUUUUGACAUUCAUUAAGAAUCUGUUGAAAUGAUUGCCUUGCUUUCCCCGAGGUGAUUUAGAACAUUUGAUUGCAUUCCAAAAUAAAGGGAUUGAUUCCAUAAUUAGAAGGGAAGAAUGGUAAAAACUUUACCAUGCCGGGUUCCCCCAAAAGUGUUUUUUUCCACGUCAUGAAAAUAGCAUCAGAACUUCUUGAACCAUUUAAAUUGAAACCAAUGACAUGCCAAUUUCAUUUACUCCAGUGGAUUUCAGUUUCAGUCCAAGAUUUUACUGCUGUAGUGAAAUUGGUGUUUUUGUGUCUUAUUUGGUAUUUUCCUGCUCAUUUUAGAAUAAUUUGUAAAACAACAAAAGGCUGAAAGGUUGCUCAACCAGCAAGUUUUGUUUCGGUGAGUAAAGGGGUGUCAGUGCUCCUUGGUUAAAUGAUAAGGCACUUAAAUUAGGUUUUUAAUUUUUUUUUUAUUAUUAUUUAGAAUUACUCUGUACAUAAAUUUGACUAAUUUAACAUUUGAUUUAGCAUGGGGGAAAACCCUCCUAAAAGCACUGCUCUCCAAGCUUUGGUUGCAGCACCCUAUCUAAAUUUCCAUGUUUGUCCCAUGACUCCAUUUUUUCUUUUUGUUUUCUUUUAUUUCCCCCUCAGAAAUGUAGUGUUCCUUUGUUCCUUAAAAAGUCCACUCCUUACGUAUGUCUUCAUUUAACAGGCCCUGGGUGAAUGAAUGCAUUGUUUCAGGAAUGUUGAGUAUCUUAGCUAUUUAAAACCAUACAGGUGUUUUGUUGUGUGUGUGUGUGUGUGUGUGUGUGUGUGUGUGUGUGUGUGUGUGUGUGUGUGUGUGUGUGUGUGUGUAUAGGUUUUCAUGUGCACAUGUUGAUUUGGUGUCUUGUAACGCCACCACUGACUAUUUGACUGAAGGCUUUGACUUGUAACAGCGUCCUUUUUCCCGAAGCACCUUUGUCCAUUGAACGAAGAGACGAUCGAACUGUUGAAGGAAUACUUCGACAUUUUGGGGAAAUUUAUUUAAUUGCUUUCUUUCUGAACGUUAAGACGGGAAGAUCAAUUCCAACGUUGUAGCUGUCUGUUGUUUAGCCAAUUUGUGGUUUUAUUGUGGGACUGUUUCUUGGAUGGGCUCAGUGAUUUCCUGGAGCCCUGUUGUCAACAUGAGGUUGCCAUGCAAAAAACUGUAGGAAGUUUCUGUGCCUGGCCAAGAAAUAGUCCCCCACAUAACCCACCUGUAAAACAUGUUUACAUUUUGUGUUUUCCCCCUCCAGAUGAAAUUAACAUGUUAUAAAUAUGGUAAUUAGUGAGCUUUUGCGAUGGCGUUUUAAAACGAUUUGUUAACCCUUGAACAGAGCCAAGUUUCCCCAUGUUUACAGUCUUUAUGCUAAGCUAAGCUAAAUGGCUUCAUAUGUAACUGCUCGAUUAGAGAGAAGUAUCAAUCUUCAACUCUCAGCAAGAAAGCAAAUGAGUAUAAUUUCCAAAAUGGCAAACUACUCCUUUUACAUCCUUUGGGAAACAGGGAGUCUAGUUGUGUGUAAAUCCCAUUUCCCAACCAAAAGUGUAGAACCUUUUAAAUUGAACAUUGUAAAAAAUAAAAUUAAAAAAAACACCUUGUUGACUCGAACUAGUCUGAACAACAGCAAACUCCCAACAGUAAUAACAGUUCUGUUUGGAUGUCUGAUUGCAAUAACCAAUGAAAUUAUCCCUAAAUAAGGCCUUGGCUUAUUGGAUUUGAAAUUAGUGCCAAUUUGGAUUUACCUCAGUAUUUAACAGCAGAUUUGGUCCAGCAUUAAUGUGCUGUUGCUAACAGAUACGCAUCUCCUCUCACCUCCUCUCACUCCUGGUUAAAAAGAAUGUAUUGGCACCUCGGUCUCAACAUAACUGGAUUACAGGAGGACCAUUUAUUUUCCUAAUUCCACCCCGACCUACGCUCCCUUUACUUUCUAUGCAAACUUUCUAACGUGGGAAACACAUUGACCUCUCUGCAGGCUGAGUCAGUGACGGGACAGGACACUUUAACGCUAGAUAGGCAGACGACCAACCCCUGGUACCAAACUCCAAACAACAUGUAAAUACUUAACACUAUAUUUAAGUUCUGAUAAUAAUCCCAGCUUUUUUGUCUUUGAAAUUUUAAAGAUAGAGCUGUAUUUAUCGUUGCUGUCAGCAUAUACUGUAGCUUCAAUUGACAGCAUUAUGUACAUAGGUCACCUUUUAGUAUUAUUUCACAUUGAAAAGUAGAGGGCGUUUGUGAUGGUAAUGACUAUUGAGCUUCUAAUAGAGUUUCUCUCUAGUUUUGUACGGUAGAAGGAAGGAUAGUGCUAACACGGUACAGCAGUGGCAGUCCACUUGUUUCAAAAGUUUGUUAUAUAAAUAUAUAUAUAUACACAUACAUAUAAAAGCUGCUAGAUACAAUCACUAAUUUUAUUAUGUUCACAGAGAAAAUCAGCUAUGAACGACUGUUAAACCCUAAAUCUCCAACAGCAUAUAACCAUGACGGUGAGUUUUUAGAUGUUUGAUUGCUCUGUGUGAUGAAGCGGACACUUGUGUGUGUGGGUGCGCGAGUGUUACUAUAUUUGUGCGUUCUUGUGUGCCCACAAGUGUGUGUGUGUGUGUGUCUGUGUGUUAGUUUCUAGUGUGCUGGCUGUGUGCGUGCGGGGUUGGUGUGUAACCAAAUGUUGGGUUGGUUGUCAUAUUCUCCCAUUGUAAUUGGAUUGCCCUGCAUUAUUGCAAGCUGAACCAAGGUUUGAUGAACCUGAUUAAACUUGCUGGCUGAGAAGCAAAAUGUAGGACGUGCAUUUAUACAAAGUGUAGAGAAUGCUGAAAUAACACUUCUCAUUCUGCAUUAACCAGCACAGUGCAACUUCCUGUCAUGUACUGUAUUAUAUAUAUGCAACAUGUGUCUGUCUGCUUUAAUAUAUAUAUAUAUUUUUUUGACCUGCAUUAUACAAGACUUCAGUUUUAACCACUUUGCUGCUAGUCUUUUAUCCUCUUUCAAUCUUGGAAAUUGUGCAUAUCUUUGGGAAUGCAUACAAGUGUACAUUCUUGACAUUGUGUAGAUUAAAAAAGAAAAAAAGCUAUAUAAACCUGUUUCUCUUCAGUGUAUUGUUUUUAAAGUUACUUUUCACAGCAGUUGAGUGGUUAAGUUUCAAUUCUCCAAUGCUUUGGUGCACUGAUGAUACUAUAUGUAAGCUUUUUUUCAUCUUACAGCGCUUGAUGUAACAUUUAUGUGAUUAGUUCUAAAUAGUGGAAGACAUUUGUGUUUUGAAACUUGCAGUAUAAAUGGUACUACUCUUAACUAUUCUGUAAACACUGCCUGUUUUCUUUCUUUCACUCUCUCUUUGUGCAUAUUUCUUUCUUGUGCAUCUCCCCCCCCCCCUUGAAGUUUCUUAGUGCCAUCGGCUUUCACAUCCUGACAACCUCAAAAAAGUGCCUCACGUCCAUCCUAGUUUCCAUUUUAUAAUUUAACAUCUCUCGUUGUGGUUCUAUUGGUUUCUACACGUCUAGGUAUUUCUUAUCAUGGUUGGGGAAUACCAAGUAUAUGAUGUAAAAAUUAUAGUCCCAAUAACUCAUGUCAUAGUUGUAUUUUCUUUAUACAGAUGUAGCUUGUUACUUUUCAUAAAUAUAUAAUGUAAAUAUGCAUACAUAUGUUUGUAACUGUUUUUAUGUUACAUCAUACACUUGUAAUUUGACAUAUCAAAUAACAUUAUCAUAAUAAAAUGGUGAGUUUUAA
This is a messenger RNA of Etheostoma spectabile (orangethroat darter), 6819 nucleotides long. It is a transcript of the gene spred1, whose product is annotated as sprouty related EVH1 domain containing 1. Gene Ontology annotation, molecular function: protein kinase binding. Gene Ontology annotation, cellular component: membrane. The transcript is spliced from 6 exons. The record is from RefSeq and is a predicted model, not a curated record. Lineage: Eukaryota; Metazoa; Chordata; Actinopteri; Perciformes; Percidae. Gene Ontology annotation, biological process: multicellular organism development; negative regulation of MAPK cascade. The coding region runs from base 917 to 2302 and encodes 461 amino acids.